Aplosporella prunicola CBS 121167 is the source of this 1297-nucleotide messenger RNA. RefSeq lists its product as uncharacterized. The coding region runs from base 1 to 1266 and encodes 421 amino acids. The transcript has a single exon. The record is from RefSeq and is a predicted model, not a curated record. NCBI's taxonomy places the organism in Eukaryota, Fungi, Ascomycota, Dothideomycetes, Botryosphaeriales, Aplosporellaceae.
AUGACGCUAUCAGGGAUAGCAAGUGGACGAUUCAACAAAGCGCCUCCGCCCACCAGAGACGACGUCUUUCUGGCAGCGAUCAUUCUACAACUUGUCUCGUUCAUCGAGACGCAAGCCGUGAGCUACGACAUCAACGCAACAUUCAGCAAGAUCGACUGUAAGCAACCAUGGGGCCGCCCGCUCCACUCUGCCGUCAGGACCGCCGUGCUCGCUGCCGUCCUGACACCCCGCACCGACGUCAACGUGCUUGAGAAUGGGUCGCUGGCGCUCGAGACGGCGGCCUGCCUGGACAACAAGGCGGCCAUACACACGCUAUUAGCCUGGCCAAACGUGCACUGCCGCGCCGACGGUGACGCGGUAACAAAAGCAGUGGUUGCGGCGUUCGAGAACGACCACACAGACGCCGAAAUGAUGAUCCUGGCACACGCAGCUCCUGCGGUGCUCAGUAUCGCCCUCCCCACGUGCUUGGUCGCGUGCUGCUGGCACGGGUCGCUGGACGCGGCGCGUGCGCUCCUUGACAAGGCUGUCACCGCGCUCGGGACAGAUGCCGCCGUUGUUGCCGACGCGGUCAACGAUGCGAUGUUUUCCGCAAUCUGUGCGGGGCAUGAGAAGAUGCUGCGCUUCCUCGUGCAGCGGGGCGGGCAGCUGGGCUCCUUAUUCAUGCUCUCCGAGCAGGUGCACGUACUCAUCUGUAACGGGAACGUAGGCAUGCUGCGCAUGCUGGUAGAUGCGGGCUUCCGGGCCGGAUACGACGGGUACGACGGGCUGGAGACGGCAGCGAAGCUCGACGCCAGCGACACCGUUCGCGCGCUCGUGCAGAUGGGCGCGGUGGCGCUCGACGAGAACACUGAGGAGGCGCAACGCUAUAAGAUCACGCAGCGCGGGGAUAUGGCGCGUUGGUGCAAGGCGGUGCUGAUGGGGUGGGCAUGCGCGUACGGAAAUGUCGAGUUGGUCAGGUUUUAUGCUGCCAACGGGUUUUCCGUUACCCCUGAUUACGCGGCUGUAUAUGAGCGGUUUUUGGGCGUCGAGCCGGUUGUUGUGACGAGGGCUUAUGGGCAGAAGGAGGUGGAGAGGACGCUGUUGGAGCUGGGGGCGAGGAAGGUGGAUCCGCUUGGUACGGCAUGGAGGGAGAGGUUUGCUGGUGGCGUAGUUCCAUUUAGGUCGUUGAAGGAGCGGUUGCUGUCGGAGAGUAAGGAUAUAGAAGGUAUGGAUAGGUUUGCGCGUAGUAAGUGGUGCAGGAAGUGGUGUAGAGGUUUAAAACUUUGAUUUUGUUUAUUUUGUAUUUUCGAUUUCCGAG